CGAAGAUGCUAUCAAGCAGUAUAAAAACAAAAAUCGAGAAAUAAAAGUGAAGUGCUGCCAAUGCGAACCGAUGGGAAUUUUCAAUUUUAAAAAUUCGCAUGAUUACUUAAACGAGAAAAAUGGAUUCUGGCAGCGUUGUUAGUGAACCGAUAUCAGCACAUCAUCGUGCUUUUGCUAAACAAAAAUCCGCAUCUAUGACAAUAUUACAUCCCAGAAGUUGUGCUUCGGCUGCAAAAUACAGCCUACAUCAUGAUAAUCACGAUGACAUAAACUUAAAUACUAGUAUUUCACAAUGUUCUACAACUGGACGACGAAGAAAAAGUUCCGGAUUAGGUGGCACCCUAUCUGCUCGUACAGCACGCAGUGAAACGAAAGAGUUAAGAUCAGCUUUACAGGAUCGUGAGGCGGCAAUACAAAAUUUGAGAAUUCAAUUAUGUUUAGGAAAACUUCCAAGACCAACGGGUCCUCCACUGGAUGAUGCAGAAAAACCUGCCGCAGAAUUGAAAUUACAAAAAUUGAAAACUGAAGCAGAAAAUAAAAAAAUCAAAAUUAAAAAUUUAAAAAUUGCCUUAGAAAAAUUGGACAUAACAGAUAACAUUGAUAUAAGAAUACGGCAAGCUGAACUUGAGUAUGCACUCGGUAGAGAAGAAUUACAAUUGCUUUCUGUUGUAGAAGAGGCCCGAGCAUUGCAAGCACGUUUGGAAAAAUCAAAACCAGAACUGCAAACACUUUAUAAUAUCUUGAAUGCGGGUAUAUCUUUGAGCUUACAUGCGGUAUAUGCAACUUCAGGGCGUUGGGCUGCACAAAUUAAAACAGAACAAACCGGUGUUUUUAUCGAUUGGGCACUUGAAGGUGAUGGUCUUUACAAAGGUGAUCGUAUUCUAGAAGUGAAUGGCAAAUUGGUUGCUUGUCAAACAAAAGAGGAACUUCAAAAACUUGUAGGUAAUUCGGGAAAAUGCCAAAUGGUAGUGCUGCGUAAAAAAACUGCACAAAUACCACAAAAACAGCUUGAUCAAGAAAAGGAAAACAAUAUGCGCUUGCAACAUAGGAUUUCUUAUUUAGAAGAACAAGUUAAGGAAUUACAAACAACAAAAGAUCAAACAUUUCCACAGCAUAUACAAAACGGCAAUAAUAAUACAGGCACGAAUGCACAUAUAACUAGCAUCAGCAUAUCUUCGCCACCAUCUACACCUCCCGAGAAACCGCUUGUCUUUCAGCGUGGCAAUUACAUCACCACACUUGUAGGUGGUAAACCAAUAGAACUAGUUGGUGAUAAUAACAUAGUUUCAAAUACUAAUUCAUUACCAAAACCCAACUCGAACACACAUAUCACUAAAACGCUAAUAAAAGAAAAUACGCACAUAGACUUCAAUAAUAGAACACCAACCCAUGCUUCCAAUAUGCCACCAAAGUCAUUAUCCGCUUCCAAGAUAUCAAUAAACAGCGAUUCUGCUUAUAUGCAGCAUUAUAAGAAAGAAAAAGAUCGACAUCGUGAGCGCUAUGAGAGAUCGACUAGUAAAACGAGUGCCCUGUUACAGCGAGCACAAAUGCAAGCAAAAAGUGUGGAACACCUCAAUCAUUACAAUGGCUUCGAACGUCGUCGUGACAUACCACGUUCUUCUGAUACGCUUGCCUUACGCAAUAGACAACCUUCUGAUAUGCGCAGUGUCAAAUCUCUGGACUUUGAAAGCGAAAACGAAACCAAACCUCUUAAUGAUACACAAGUGCGUACAAUACGCCCUACACCACCAAAGAAACCAUUACGUCUUUCCUUACAACGUGCACAAAGCCUACAGACUGUCGAAUUAAAUGCAAACGGUGAACUCGAUCGCAAACGAUCUCUGAAACGUACACAUAUAACCGAUAAGGCCUCAACGGAAGAAGGCAAUAGUGUUCUGAUUGAAAACUGUACACCUUUACAAACUUCUUCGCUGGGACGGCAAAAACAUAAUAUAUGAAAAUUACUGAAUGUUCUCUUUAAACGUACUGAAGAGACACAUUAUUAGUUGAUACAAUUCUUAAUGGAACCAUUAAAUCGUUAAAGAUUUCGGGAAUUAAAUUAUUUUUUCUAGUUUAGAUAAUUUUUUUAUGAUAAAUGAAACGAAACCUAAAGGCGGGUACGUGCAAAUGCUUAGUACUUAAUUAUACAUAUUUAUUGUGUUUUAGCACUUUGUAUAUAAAACUAUUUUAUAAU
Messenger RNA from Teleopsis dalmanni, 2194 nucleotides. RefSeq lists its product as uncharacterized. Gene Ontology annotation, molecular function: protein binding. NCBI's taxonomy places the organism in Eukaryota, Metazoa, Arthropoda, Insecta, Diptera, Diopsidae. The coding region runs from base 120 to 1958 and encodes 612 amino acids. The record is from RefSeq and is a predicted model, not a curated record. The transcript is spliced from 6 exons.